AGGCUAUAUCUCCGCGAUUUUUCGUCAAAUAGCAGAAGGGAGUUCCAUCAGCCAACUCGUCACACUUGAGGACAGAAGGAAAAGCCGUUUUCCAGGCGUGAUCGCUCCCUGCUCAGUAACACGGCGAGGGGCGGCAUCUCUUCAGUGUGUCUUCGGAUGAUGCAGUGAGGCGGUGAGGUGGCGGUGACGGAGACGGCGAGACGCACAGCCGGCCAGUGAGGAUGCGCCCCCUGCCGCUGCCCCUGCCCCUGCCCCUGGUGCUGGCGCUGCUGGCGGCGCUGUUGGCGGUGAGCGGCGCGCGCCGCCGGCCCGACGACCUGUUCGCGCAGCAGCGGCGCUCGCGCGCCCACGGCGGGCCGCAGCCCCCGCACAAGGAGCGCCGCCCCAACAUCAUACUCUUCCUCACCGACGACCAGGACGUAGAGCUCGGCUCUCUGAACUUCAUGCCGCGCACGCUGCGCCUGCUGCGCGACGGCGGCGCCGAGUUCCGGCACGCGUACGUGACGACGCCCAUGUGCUGCCCGUCGCGCUCCAGCCUGCUGACCGGCAUGUACGUGCACAACCACCACGUCUACACCAACAACGACAACUGCUCGUCGCCGCAGUGGCAGGCCAGCCACGAGACGCGCUCCUUCGCCACCUACCUCUCCAACGCCGGCUACCGCACAGGGUACUUCGGCAAGUACCUGAACAAGUACAACGGCAGCUACAUCCCGCCGGGCUGGCGCGAGUGGGCGGGCCUCAUCAUGAACUCGCGCUACUACAACUACUCCAUCAACCUCAACGGCAAGCGCAUCAAGCACGGCGACGACUACCACAAGGACUACUACCCGGACCUGAUCGCCAACGACUCGGUGGCGUUCCUGCGGCAGAGCAAGCAGUACUUCUCGCGCAAGCCCGUCAUGCUGGUGCUCAGCUUCCCCGCGCCGCACGGGCCAGAGGAUUCGGCGCCGCAGUUCUCGCACCUCUUCUUCAACGUCACCACCCACCACACGCCGGCCUACGACUACGCGCCCAACCCGGACAAGCAGUGGAUCCUGCGGGUGACGCCGCACAUGCAGCCCAUACACCGGCGCUUCACCGACAUGCUCAUGACCAAGCGGCUGCAGACGCUGCAGAGCGUCGACGAGGCCGUCGACAAGAUCUACCAAGAGCUGAAGGCACUGGGUGAAUUGGACAACACUUACCUGGUGUAUACAUCGGAUCAUGGCUACCAUCUGGGCCAGUUCGGGCUUGUCAAGGGCAAGUCGUUCCCAUUCGAGUUUGACGUUCGUGUGCCAUUCCUGGUGAGAGGCCCUGGCGUGCAGCCAGGCACAGUGAUUGAUGAUAUUGUUUUGAAUUUGGACUUGGCACCAACAUUCCUUGACAUAGCAGGUGUUGAGACACCGUCACACAUGGAUGGAAGAUCUUUUCUGAGGCUACUUCACAGAGGACCAAAACACAGCAAGGCAUCUGGUGCAAGAAGAAGAUUUAAAUGGCCAGACACAUUCCUAAUAGAAAGUAGUGGGAGGCGAGAAAUACCAGAAGCUGCACGUCAAGAAGACACUCUCAGUACAACAGAUGCAAUAAGAAUCUUCAGCCAUACAACAGAGAUGCCUACUUUGCCACCUGUCUUGAGCAGUGAAGUAGACGAUUUCUUGGUCAACAAUUCAGCAAAUGUGCUACCACUUUCUCAUGAAAGCAGCUUACUGGAAGAACUUCCGAUACUAGCAAGACCAGAUUUGCAGUCUGACAACAGAAUUGUGCCAGUGGUUGGAAACAGUAAAAUAGAACGACUUGCUCUGGAAUGCCAGAGACCUGAAAUGCAAGCCCCAUGUCACCUUGGACAGAAGUGGCACUGCACUGCAGAUGGUAACAGGUGGCGAAAGCACAAAUGCAAGUUUCAGACCUCCCUGGCUCCAAGACUUCCUGGGAAGAAGUGUACAUGUUUCACAGAUUCAGGACAUAUGUUUACACACAUUGAAAGUGAUGACAGACGAGGCCAACGUCAAUUUACCCGUGCACAGCUGGUCAGAGAUAUGAAGACAAAGAUGUUACCACCAGUACGCCAACGAAGACGUGUUGCUCCAGAACUUCGGCAUCAGUUGAUUCUAAAUGCUGUUGAUUCUGAUACUCUGAACAGCCUCUUAGCACAGUAUCACACGCAUACCCGUAGGAAACGUGACACUGCUGACACACUUACUGAUAUCAUGGCCGAUAUAGAGGAUGAAAUUUCUACUUUAAAGGAAUCACAAGGCAACAAUGAUAAUUCACAUCAAGAUUUUUAUCCUGGAGGUUGUGUUAGGACAUCAAAUGGUAGUGUCAACUGUACAAAUGCUGUCUAUGAGGAUCCACGCGCAUGGCGCUCAUCUCGUAAGAGUAUAGAAGAACGAAUCAGAGAGCUCAAGCAAGAACUCAGUGUGCUAAAGGAUAUUAGGCGCCACUUGCGAGAAAAACGACCACCACAGCCUUCGUAUGAUGUCAGUAAUGAGGAUGAGGAUGACAGUGAGACUCAGACCAAAGAGGAUACUACCACAGAGAAGGAUGAUAAUGAUUAUGGAUUGCCAGCCAUUCAUAUUCAAUACGGGGAAGGUGCAAGUGUAAAGAAAGAAAACAACAACAGUAAACCUGCAGCAAGGCACAAACAUCACCAUGGACGAGGCAAGAAAAAACAGAAGCCAGUAACAGAGGUCUCUACUCUAAAAUCACCUGCAGAACAUAACAUAGAGUCUGAGAGUGGUUCAGAAAGUGAGUCUCCUGGUGAAUCACCAUUUGAUGAAAAUUUAUUUGAUGAGAAUGUUAAAGAAAAUGAAAAUUCUCCAGGCAUAUCACCCAACACACUCACGACUCACAGUCAUGAAUCAGCAGAGUUAAAUUUUACAUCUGAGAAGUUUAAUACUAUAUCUCAGUUUGCAUUUGACCUGUCAUCACACAGAGAUGUUGAAAACAGGUCAAUACCAGCUUUACCAGAAGCUGAAAUUCCAUCACCUACAAAAGUUGAUAACCCUUAUAAGACUGACACUGUGGUUAAUAAUUCCACUGGAAAGAAUGUAAGCACAACAAAGAGUACAGCAAGUGCUGGACGUAGUAAUACUCCAAUUUCUCGCCCUUCCCAGUCAAGACAUCAAGUAUUCAGUGGCAGACCAACAUAUGUUAUGACACAUAACAAGGAAAAGCACAAAUGUUUCUGUGAACCCGAAGGAACAAUGACCCGCAGAGAAGAAAAGGAAAUUUUGAAAGAAGCAAGACGUAAGAUUAAAGAAGAACGACUUCGUAAGAAGGAACGCAAGAUCAGGAAGAAAGCAAAGCUCAUAAAGGAAUGCCUCUCGGAAAAAAUGAAUUGCUUUAAUCAUGAUAAUGAUCACUGGAAGACAGCACCUUUAUGGAAUGAUGGACCAUUUUGCUUCUGUAUGAAUGCAAACAACAAUACAUAUGCGUGCCUAAGAACCAUUAACGCAACUCACAACUUCCUGUACUGUGAGUUUGUGACAGGGCUGAUAACAUUCUACAAUUUGAGAAUAGAUCCAUUUCAACAGUGGAAUCGAGUCCAUUCUCUCAACACUUCUGAGCUGUCAUAUCUGCAUGACCAGCUGGAAAAGCUGAAGGGUUGUCGUGGUAGUGCACAGUGCACUGUUGGGAAUGCAGCUGCUGAUGCGCAGCUUUACAGGAGGCACAAGCAUGUACACUUUCAAGAUCCCAGUCUAGAUAGGCCAUCAGCUAAGCACAUCAUCAGUGAGUCAGUUCUCAUGCUAACUCCAAAUAAACAGAGGAAGAAGUUAUCAAAACCAUGGAACAGACGUAAGACAUGGCAGAAUGAAUGGAGCCACACACCGAGGCAACGCAGGAGAAGGUACCGUCAGUAUUACCAGCAGCAGUGAGGCACGUGCUAAGCACAUGAAAAAAUAAUGUACCACAUCUCCCAAUUCUCUCUAUUUUCCUACUUGACUGCAAACUGUAUUUCACAUGAGCAAUUUUUAAAAAAAAUUAGAGUAGACAAUUUAUUAAUUAUUGAGCUUAUAGAAUUUAUAUAAAAGACUGAGGUGAAAUGCACACUGAAGAGGAAAAUAACUGCAGUCUUCUUAUACUGUCAUGUAAAUAUAGGAACACUGUAAAACUGUCAUUUUUAAGAUUAAUGUUUUUUUUCUACAUUAUUUGAUAUGAAGAAAAUACGGAGCAGUACUAUGGAGUAUUAUUCAGUAUAGAAACAUGCACAUUUAUAUUCGGCAGUAUGGAAUGCCAACUUUGCUAUGUAAAUGGAUUAUAAAUAUUUGUGACCUGUUUGCCAAGUUUCGAACUAUCCUUGCUAUGUUUUGAAGAGAAAACCACAGUAACUAGUGACUACUGCUAUAUUUGAACACAUUAAAUCACAAAACAUUCGAAAUCUGUCUUUUGUUGCACAUAAAAGAGUGCUGAAAUGAAUAAAGCUGACUGAAGAACUUCAUCCCAUUGUUUCGUAUGUGCUCUUGUGAUUUGUGAGAUACCAUUUCCAAUGUUUAGUUUGUUAUAUCAGAAAUAUAUAACUCAGAAUAUUUUAGGAGACUUCAAGAAGGUGAUGUGUUUUUGAAAGUUUCACACAUUACAGAGUUGGAUUUGCAAAACAGAAGAUAAUACUGUGUGAAAAUGAUGUGUAAGUCAAUCACUUUCAAAAAAAUAUAUAUCUUUCUCUGAAAACACCACUUUACAGUACGCGUAGGAAUUAAGAGGCCUAUUUAUGCAGUGCUUACACAAGAUCUGCAACAUUCUCUGAAGAACAAAACUGUAAGCCACACAAAACAUAAUGUAAUUAUUAAUACUUAGUAUUUGUGUUGCAGGCACACUGAAAUGUCACAAAUUUUCUUAUAUAUGAAAGAUUUUCCUCUGGAAGUGAUUGAUGUAUAGCUAUAAUUAACCUACUAUUUAAAUACUGCAACUUGCACAAACUACUAAAUACAGAAAAGCUAUAUGGCAACAAAACUUCUCAACUUGUAUUUAUAUAAAUGGCAUAAUGUAGCUGCAGAAGUUUUGCUGAUUUAACCCUGAAUUACCUGCUCCCAUUCUCAAAUAGUGUUACAAAGCAGGUAUUUUGUUUUCCCUUGCAGCUUCAUAGCAUAUAACUAUUCUUUUAAUCUUUUGUUAGUAAUUUUUAUUUUCAUCCAUUUCUCUACAUAAAUUUUUACAGUUUCAAAUGAUAAAUACUGCUAACACAAUGUUAGCUUGUCUUUGAAUGUUUCACUACAUGUAAAGUUCUGUUUCUACAUGGUUAUUUUGUCAUAAAAUGUAUGUCCGUUUAAAAACUAAGAGUAUAGCUACAAUGCAACGGCACAAUAUUGUUUCAUAAAAAAUGUGUGUUCACAUUCACUGUCAGUAAUUAUGAAAUGCUCAUUCAUGUAACUUAACUGCUUCACCAUACAAAAAGUUCACAAAACUAUAGCAUUGCUACUUUCUUGUUUGUGCCAUUCUUGUAGCAUGAAAUAAUAUUUAUUUGUUGUAUUUAAUUCAGAAAUACAACCAAAUGAAUUUUAAGUCAGUCAGUGAGACACGUUUAUUUCAGUGUGUGUGUGUGUGUGUGUGUGUGUGUGUGUGUGUGUGUGUGUGUGAGAGAGAGAGAGAGAGAGAGAGAGAGAGAGAGAGAGAGAGAGAUAUCUAUCUGUGAUAGUGAGAUAAGAAAUUUUACAGAUGGCUCCAUGUUAACUGCAAUCAGAUGAAUUCUUUUAAUUUAUUGGUACUAGAAGUUUGUAACAUUUUCACUGUUCUUUUCUUUAAUUUCAACCUUUUCUGUACUAAUAAGAUCACUAAGUUAUUUGACAUGGUUAUUAAACGCUUUAUACAUAAAAUAACUAAGAAGGUGAAUGUGUGAGCAACUUUAGAUACUGAGUCUCCAACAGCAUCAGUGUUUUGAUUUGAUUCGCAACUGUUAAUGCCUGUGGUAUGAUUUUCGUAAGGACAGUAGGCAGCAGUCCUCCGCAAGACUUUUAGCUGGACAAAAGUUUUUAUUUGAUACCACACUAUAUACCUGACUUUGGACUUUAGUAAGUGCAUUCUGAGUUUGGCAAUAAAAUUCUUCUUGCAGUGAUUAAUAGAAGUCACUAUCAAAUUAGAAUUAAGGACAUACCAUUAACUCAAAUAUUACUGGCAUGACAAAUCAUUGUAAAGGGAAAAAACUCCUAGCAUUUGAAAUAACAGCUCCUGAAAAUAAACACAAGCUUUUAUUUAAGAAAUGACGAUUUGUAAACAAUGUAAAGUUGAUUUUAUGUAGAUAUUAACUGUAUAUCUUUUCAAUGUAUUAUUCAUUAGAUUGUACAGACACUGUUUCCUUACAGAGGCAGUAUGUGAUUUUAUAAACCAACAUGUAUGUAUUGUAAUCAAGUAUGUGUGAACAGUGUUGAAAUGAAGAAACUGAAAAUGUACAAAUCAUUGUAAUAAAUCUGUGUUUUAAACAUAAUGUUUUAAAACAUU
This is a messenger RNA of Schistocerca cancellata (South American locust), 6414 nucleotides long. RefSeq names its product extracellular sulfatase SULF-1 homolog (gene Sulf1). The transcript has 22 exons. Gene Ontology annotation, molecular function: glycosaminoglycan binding; N-acetylglucosamine-6-sulfatase activity. The coding region runs from base 222 to 3857 and encodes 1211 amino acids. The record is from RefSeq and is a predicted model, not a curated record. Lineage: Eukaryota; Metazoa; Arthropoda; Insecta; Orthoptera; Acrididae.